Nomascus leucogenys (northern white-cheeked gibbon) is the source of this 2223-nucleotide messenger RNA. RefSeq names its product epoxide hydrolase 2 (gene EPHX2). The record is from RefSeq and is a predicted model, not a curated record. Gene Ontology annotation, cellular component: peroxisome. Gene Ontology annotation, molecular function: lipid phosphatase activity; magnesium ion binding. Gene Ontology annotation, biological process: phospholipid dephosphorylation; cholesterol homeostasis. NCBI's taxonomy places the organism in Eukaryota, Metazoa, Chordata, Mammalia, Primates, Hylobatidae.
AGCCGUGUUCGACCUUGACGGGGUGCUGGCGCUGCCAGCGGUCUUCGGCGUCCUCGGCCGCACGGAGGAGGCCCUGGCGCUGCCCAGGUAAGGGGGCCCAGCGCCGCCGCCGCAGUGGGUCUGGGCCUCAGGAGGCAGAUCGCGCUGGGCUUGCAGCCCUGCUUUCAGAUUGCUCCCGUGCCGGAGCCCUACAAAUCAUGCGAAUCAUGAAACUGAAGACCUGGCCCUGAAGUCCCAGUGCAUAUGAGGAGAGGACUUCUGAAUGAUGCUUUCCAGAAAGGGGGACCAGAGGGUGCCACUACCCAGCUUAUGAGAGGAGAGAUCACACUUUCCCAGUGGAUACCACUCAUGGAAGAAAACUGCAGGAAGUGCUCCAAGACCUCUGAAGUCUGUCUCCCCAAGAAUUUCUCUGUAAAAGAAAUCUUUGACAAGGCGAUUUCAGCCAGAAAGAUCAACCGCCCCAUGCUCCAGGCAGCUCUCAUGCUCAGGAAGAAAGGAUUCACAACUGCCAUCCUCACCAACACCUGGCUGGACGACCGUGCUGAGAGAGAUGGCCUGGCCCAGCUGAUGUGUGAGCUGAAGAUGCACUUUGACUUCCUGAUAGAGUCGUGUCAGGUGGGAAUGGUCAAACCUGAACCUCAGAUCUACAAGUUUCUACUGGACACCCUGAAGGCCAGCCCCAGUGAGGUCGUAUUUUUGGAUGACAUCGGGGCUAAUCUGAAGCCAGCCCGUGACUUGGGAAUGGUCACCAUCCUGGUCCAGGACACUGACACGGCCCUGAAAGAACUGGAGAAAGUGACCGGAAUCCAGCUUCUCAAUAUCCCGGCCCCUCUGCCAACCUCUUGCAAUCCAAGUGACAUGAGCCAUGGGUACGUGACAAUAAAGCCUGGGGUCCGUCUGCAUUUUGUGGAGCUGGGCUCCGGCCCUGCUGUGUGCCUCUGCCAUGGAUUUCCCGAGAGCUGGUAUUCUUGGAGGUACCAGAUCCCUGCUCUGGCCCAGGCGGGUUACCGGGUCCUAGCUAUGGACAUGAAAGGCUAUGGAGAGUCGUCUGCUCCUCCUGAAAUAGAAGAAUAUUGCAUGGAAGUGUUAUGUAAGGAGAUGGUAACCUUCCUGGAUAAAUUGGGCCUCUCUCAAGCAGUGUUCAUUGGCCAUGACUGGGGAGGCAUGCUGGUGUGGUACAUGGCUCUCUUCUACCCCGAGAGAGUGAGGGCGGUGGCCAGUUUGAACACUCCCUUCAUACCGGCAAAUCCCAACGUGUCCCCUUUGGAGAGUAUCAAAGCCAACCCAGUAUUUGAUUACCAGCUCUACUUCCAAGAACCAGGAGUGGCUGAGGCUGAACUGGAACAGAACCUGAGUCGGACUUUCAAAAGCCUCUUCAGAGCAAGCGAUGAGACUGUUUUAUCCAUGCAUAAAGUCUGUGAAGCGGGAGGACUUUUUGUAAGGAGCCCAAAAGAGCCCAGCCUCAGCAGGAUGGUCACUGAGGAGGAAAUCCAGUUCUAUGUGCAGCAGUUCAAGAAGUCUGGUUUCAGAGGUCCUCUAAACUGGUACCGAAACAUGGAAAGGAACUGGAAGUGGGCCUGCAAAAGCUUGGGACGGAAGAUCCUGAUUCCGGCCCUGAUGGUCACGGCGGAGAAGGACUUCGUGCUCGUUCCUCAGAUGUCCAAGCACAUGGAGGACUGGAUUCCCCACCUGAAAAGGGGACACAUUGAGGACUGUGGGCACUGGACACAGAUGGACAAGCCCACCGAGGUGAAUCAGAUCCUCAUUAAGUGGCUGGAUUCUGAUGCCCAGAACCCACCGGUGGUCUCAAAGAUGUAGAACGCAGCGUGCGCCCAUACUUAGCAGGUGCGCCGUCCUUCCGCCUGCCGGGGCACCAUUCUUAGUAUACAGAGGUGGCCUUACACACAUCUCUCAAUGAUGGCAGCAUUGUUCUGAAGGGGUUCGCAGAAAAAAAAGAUUUUCUUUACAUAAAGUGAAUCAUAUUUGACAUUAUUUUAGAUCCCAGAGAAAUCAGGUGUGAUUAGUUCUCCAGGCAUGAAUGCAUCGUCCCUUUAUCUCUAAGAACCCUUAGUGUCCUCGGGGGGGAACAGAAUGGGGCGGCCAGGUGGUGAUUUCUCUUUGACUGACCAAUCCAUACUUUGGCAGAAAAAUCAGCCGUUCAUUUAGAAGAAUCUUAGUAGAGAUUGGGAUGCCUUACUCAAUAAAGCUAAGAUGACUAUGCUG